GGCAGGACUUCUUUCAGGCUUGUUGCUGUGUGCCUGGUGCUGCUGUGUGUUCUCCUCCUGGCCGGCAUCAUAGGCACUGGACUCCACUGCAGAUUUAAACUGCAGACCCUCAGCAGGAGCUGGGCUGAAAACAGAAGCCAAACUUUGGCUGAAUUCAAUCACUUCUGUAAGGAUGGCUGCAAGUCAUUCAACAACAGUUUUUAUUACAUUUCUUCUGAGAUGAAGAGCUGGGAGGACAGCAGACAGGACUGCAGAGACAGAGGGGCAGAUCUAGUCAUUGUAACCAACGAAGAAGAGCAGGUAUUCAUUAAUUCCUUCAACGAGAGAUUCUGGAUCGGUCUGACUGACAGAGAAGAAGAGGGAACAUGGAGAUGGGUAGAUGGUUCAGUUCUGAACAGCUCAGGGUUUUGGUAUCGAGGACAGCCCAGCGAAGGGCUGAACCGUUGGAGUGAUGAUGGCUGUAAUGUCUUGAAACCCUGGAUCUGUGAAAAACCUAUGGAUGUCUAAUGUCAUUUGUAAAUAUUCUGUGAUAAGCACCAAAAAAAUUGCUCUUUACCCUUUUUUUUUAUAAAACACUUUUUUGAAACACACAAACAUUCUCCUCCCUCUAGCAGCCGUAGAUUCUGCCCUACAAAGUCUAACUGCAGUAACUACUUUUUUGGUCAAAAUUGAGUUAUAACUAAAAAUGAACUCCAUAAUGUCUGUUUUAUCAUGUGACAAAGUUUUAGAUUUCAAUUUUGCUUUAUUUCAGAGGAAUAAUGAUAUAAAAACAUUUGUGCAAUUCUCACAUCACUAUUUACAUUUGCACAACAGUUAAUGCAUUUCUCAAAACAAUUAGUACAAACUGCAAAACCUAGUUGAUAACCUGCAGAAGCGUGUCACUUGCUCUAAAUGGAAAGCUCAUUCCUCAAAAGCAAGUAUUCAUGUCAAUGAAAGUGUCAGUGACAUCAAGAUGAAAAGUCCUGACACCAUGUUUAACACAGCUGAUUAAUGCAGAAAAGUUGCUAACUUUUGAACGUGCACCUUAUGGGGACCAGUCACGUAAACAAAAGAAACUUGGUACAUAUAUGUAUCAUGGGGAGACGCACCAAAAAGCCUCUUGGACCCAUGCCCUAAACCCAACAGGAAGUCGGCCAUCUUGGGUCAAACUUCAGUUUUUUGUAUUUUUUGGCGAUUUUCAAGCUCCGAACUGUGACGAACUGCUCCUACAGCUUUAACCCGAUCGACUUCAGAGUUGGUCAAAAUCAUCUUAAGAAUUUUGUGAUUUUAAAACUGGUUCGCAAUUUCAUUUUUUAUUAAAUUAUAUGGGCGUGGCAUGGCGGCGAAGAAUGGUGUUUUCGCCACAUGACAGGAAGUUGCUCUAACUUCAGCAUACAUUGUCCAAUCUGCCUCAAAAUUACUCAUGCAUGAUGAGAAUCCAGGCCUGAACAUAGCCGUUCAUCAAUAUUGACAUAUUGUCAUCACCCAGGAUAACAACGCUCCAGUGCCAGGUGUUUGUGGAAAUGGCGUGCAUGGACCCGUUCAAUGCUGCUUGCAGCUUUAAUUAUUUUUUAAACUGUCAUUUCUGCCAAAUUUUGAAUAUUUAAUAUGUCCCUUGCUUAUGUAUAUAUUUUUUAAAAUCUGACAUUGCAUUUAUUUUGUCCGUUAAGGAGACACUGUCUUACAAAGCUUGAAAAUAAA
Centropristis striata (black sea bass) is the source of this 1680-nucleotide messenger RNA. Its product is annotated as CD209 antigen-like. NCBI's taxonomy places the organism in Eukaryota, Metazoa, Chordata, Actinopteri, Perciformes, Serranidae. The record is from RefSeq and is a predicted model, not a curated record. The transcript is spliced from 6 exons. The coding region runs from base 220 to 507 and encodes 95 amino acids.